This is a messenger RNA of Gavia stellata (red-throated loon), 1689 nucleotides long. It is a transcript of the gene ENTPD3, whose product is annotated as ectonucleoside triphosphate diphosphohydrolase 3. NCBI's taxonomy places the organism in Eukaryota, Metazoa, Chordata, Aves, Gaviiformes, Gaviidae. Gene Ontology annotation, cellular component: plasma membrane. Gene Ontology annotation, biological process: nucleoside diphosphate catabolic process. Gene Ontology annotation, molecular function: UDP phosphatase activity; GDP phosphatase activity. The record is from RefSeq and is a predicted model, not a curated record.
CUUACUCACCCUAUGAACAAACAGCAGCCUGUAUCUAUUAUGACACCGACCUUGCAUCUCUGGCAGAAACCCAACUGUACUCAGCAGCUGCCAGCAUUGUGUCUACAUGGCUGUGGUUGUGUCUAUGUUGUAGGCAUACCUGGGAUUCUUGAGAUGCUCACCAGAACCCCAAGUGUUGUUGCCCAAGUGUUCCUUCUUCUAAGCAUAGUUCUUGUCAUUGCUAUUGCAGUGAUUCAGAUAAAUCAGCAACAGAUCCUCUCCCCAGGGCUUAAGUAUGGAAUAGUCCUUGAUGCUGGAUCCUCUCGGACUACAGUCUACAUCUACGAAUGGCCAGCAGAAAAAGAAAAUGACACGGGAGUAGUAAGCCAAACCUUCAAGUGCAAUGUGAAAGGCCCCGGUAUAUCCAGCUAUGAGAGUAACCCUGGAGCUCUUGCCAAACCCUUUGAUGACUGUCUGAGUAAAGUCAAGAAGAGAAUACCAGUUCAUCUGCAUAAAAACACUUCUGUUUAUCUGGGGGCUACAGCUGGCAUGAGACUACUGAGGUUGCAAAAUGAAACGGCAGCCAAUGAAGUCCUUGCAAGCAUUCAAAACUACUUCAGAGCACAACCUUUUGAAUUUAGGGGUGCGCAAAUCAUAACUGGGCCAGAGGAAGGGGUGUAUGGAUGGAUAACAGCCAACUAUUUAAUGGGCAAUUUCUUAGAGAGAAACCUUUGGAGGACAUGGGUCCGUCCUUACAGAAAAGAGACUAUGGGUGCCCUGGAUCUUGGAGGAGCUUCCACGCAAAUUUCAUUUAUCCCAGAGGACUCUGAGAAGAACUUCAAUAGCACCUUGCAAGUGAAGUUGUAUGGUUACAUCUACCAUGUCUACACCCACAGCUUCCAGUGCUAUGGGAGGGAUGAAGCUGAGAAAAGGCUUUUAGCAUUGCUGCUCCAGAAAUCAAAUACCAGUUCCAAUGUGGAUAAUCCAUGUUACCCUCAGAAUUAUAAUACUGCAUUCACAAUGAAGUACUUCUCUGGCAGCCUUUGUACACAGUCUCUGAGACCAGCAAAUUACUACCCAAAUCAGCUUGUGAACUUCCAUGGAACAGGAGACCCAGGUCUGUGCCAGGAGAUGAUGUCCUUAUUGUUUAACUUCAGUGCUUGCGAAGAUAGAGAAGACUGUCCAUUUAAUGGAAUACGUCAGCCAAAAGUUAAAGGGAAUUUUGUGGCUUUCUCAGGAUUCUACUAUACAAUUAAUGCUUUGAAUUUAUCUGGGCACUUUUCCCUAGCUGACUUCAAUUCAAGUAUGUGGUUUUUCUGUUCACAGAGCUGGGCACAGCUCCAGUUCAUGCUGCCUAAAUUUGAAGAAAUAUAUGCUAGAUCCUACUGUUUUUCAGCCAAUUUCAUUUAUUACUUGCUUGUACAUGGCUACAGCUUUGAUGCAGAAACUUGGCCACAGAUACAUUUUCAAAAGGAGGUUGGUAACAGCAGUAUAGCAUGGUCACUUGGUUACAUGUUAAGCCUCACGAACAUGAUUCCAGCAGAAGGCAAGCUGAUCCAAUUACCUCUGAAACCUUCUUUGUUUGCUGGGCUCCUUGUCUUCCUCACAGCUACGGCAUUGUUGUGUCUUCUCUUCCUUGUUUACUUGUGUAUUGUAUCACGUAAUCAGAAGAACACUAGUCGUGUUGAACAUGUAUUUAUUCCAGAAUGA